Molecule: messenger RNA, 4743 nt
Organism: Electrophorus electricus (electric eel)
Lineage: Eukaryota; Metazoa; Chordata; Actinopteri; Gymnotiformes; Gymnotidae
Gene: cc2d1a
Product: coiled-coil and C2 domain containing 1A
Molecular function (GO): DNA-binding transcription repressor activity, RNA polymerase II-specific
Source: RefSeq, a predicted model, not a curated record
GACGAAAAGUAGGAAGUGACUACAGUGACAGCAGUGUUUACAAGUGUUUUGAAGUAAUCUCAUCAUCUAAGAGUGGAAAAGACAAAGCUCUGAAGACAUAUCACCAAUAAUGAGUCGUAGUCGGAACCCCCCUCAGAAAGGCCAAGGAGCUGCCCGAGCCAAACAGAUGGGACUGCUUCUGGAUCUGUCCCCAGACGGUGGGCUAGACGAUUCCGGGGGAAAUGAGGAGGAGCUAGAGGCAGAGCUCUUUGCUCUGAUUGGAGGGGGAGGAGGUGGGGUCAGGCCACCUGGUAAGAAAGAUGGCGGGAAAGUUCCUGUCCCCAUGGAGGACAUUGAUCGCAUGGCUGCCUUGUGCAUGAAAGACCUAGAUGAGGAUGGAGAAGAUGACGCAGACCUAGAUGACGCAGACCUUCUGGCUGAACUGAAUGAGGUCCUGGAGGCUGAUGAGAAGGAAGUCAUCGCCAUGCCAACGCCUGCACCUACGCCUUCUCAGCACCCUAAUGUGGCACCCAGACCCACCCCCACUGUCCAAAGUGGUGCGGGCGGACUGGAGUCCCGCCUGCAGGAGCGCCUUGAUAUGUACCAGACGGCCAUUACCAACGCCAAGGCAGCAGGGGAAACCAGCAAGGCCCGCAGAUACGAUCGCGGCCUAAAGACACUGCAGUCUAUGCUGUCAUCUGUGAAAAAAGGACAACCUAUUAACGAGGAGGAGAUCCCACCCCCUGUUGCUACGGGCGGCAAGCCCACCUCGGCAUCAGACGUGGAACCAGUCAAAGAACAGGAACAGUUGGCCCCAAAAUACACACCGCAGUCUACCAAUGCGAAGCCUGUAGCUCUGCCCAAACCCCAGCUCCUACGUCCACCCACGCAAAGAGAAACAGUAGUGACACCAGACACACCAGCUAUAUCACCCCUAACACCCAGCCAACCAAACGCCGAGCAUUCAGAGCUGAAGGCCAGUGUACUGGGCAGGCAGCGUGAGUACAAGCUGGCUGCUCUACAGGCCAAACAGUGCGGAGACACAGAACUCGCCAAACAACAUUACCUCAUCGCCAAGAAAUUGGACUCUGUGGUUGAGGCGGUUGACAGAGGAGAACCCAUAGAUGCCGGCUCACUGCCGCCCCCUCCUGGUGUUGCUGUAGUUGCGCAGUCUCCUGCUCUACCUCAGUCUUCAUCCUCCAAACCAGUCACUACCAGUCCACUCUCCAAUGCUCCACUUUCUGACACUCCUCUCCCUGCUCCUCGUAGUCUAGCCGAGGCCCUACAGCAGCGCCUGGACAAAUACAAGAAUGCAGCAGAAUUGGCCAAAAGCAAAGGAGACGAUCGCAAAGCCCGCAUGCACCAGCGCAUCAUCAAGCAAUACCAAGAUGCCAUCAAAUCUCACAAAGCAGGACGGCCUGUUAAUCUAGCAGAUCUGCCUGUGCCACCAGGCUGUCCACCUCUGCAGGGCUCAGAAAGUGGUGAGCAAAACUUCAUAGGUGUCCUAGAAACGGCCAUGAAACUGGCCAAUCAGGAUGCAGAUGCGGAGGAAGAAGGUGAACCAGAGGAGGAAGUGGCAAAGGUGGCUGCACGUUCAGCUGCUCCUAAAGCUCGAACCUCUGGUCCAGCAAAUGCCUCCUCUCCUGCCACGCCCCCUGCAAGCUCGACAGGCACUCCCAAACUAGGCACCAAGGCCCAGCAACAGCUGGAUUUCUUGUUGAACCGUAGGCAGCAGUUUGUGAAGGCGGCUCUGCGCUCCAAACAGAUGAAAGACAUGCAGGGAGCAGCUCAGCACCUCCGCAAUGCCAAGGGCCUCGACCCCAUGAUCACAGCAGCCAAAGGAGGCCUGCCCGUGGACAUCAGCAAGGUACCCUGCGCCCCAGCGAGUGAAGAGGAUUACUCCCUCUCCCAGUCCCGCUCUCGCGCCUCCGCCCUGUCUCCUCGCUCCGCCCAGCAGUACGCCCAGCUCAUGGAGCGCCUCAAACUGCAGCAUGAGAAAUGCCUGACCUCAUCGCAGCACUUCACUCACAUGGGCAACGUGGCAGAAACCGUCAGGUUUGAGAAGCUGGGUGAGGAGUGUAUGAAUAAUAUUGAGUUGCUAAAGAAAUGUCACGCCAAAGGACUUCCAGUACCCAGCUACCACACUGAGGAGCGCACCUUCAACACUGUCAAGAUCUUUCCUAACCUGACAGCCAGUGAAAUGUUACUGACAAUCGUAAAAGGACUCAACCUCCCAACUCCUCCAGGAGUUUCAGCCAGUGAUUUGGAUCCAAGUGUGCGCUUUGAGUUUCCAUUCCCUAGUGCAGAAGAAGCUCAGAAAGACAAGACAAACACUGUGAAAAGCACAAACUGUCCAGAGUUUAAAGAGCAGUUUAAGCUGCACAUUAAUCGAACCCACCGAGGCUUUAAGAGAGUGGUGCAGACCAAAGGCAUCAAGUUUGAGGUCAUACACAAAGGGAGCCUCUUCAAGACGGAUAAGGUGGUGGGAAAUGCGCAGCUGAAACUUGAGGCCUUGGAGAAUCACUGUGAGAUCAGAGAGAUUAUAGAGGUGCUGGAUGGGCGUAAGCCGACAGGCGGGAAGCUAGAGGUGCGGGUGAGGAUCAGAGAGCCUCUCGGAGGAGUCCAGCUCCAGUCUGUCACAGAGAAAUGGCUGGUCCUGGACCCGCCCACCAUCACGCCUGACAGGGAGAGACACAGGGAGAGGGAACACGCUCCCGCGCCCAAAUCUAAACCUCGCGAUGAUCAUGGAAAGAAAAUUCAGACAAGUUUCUCUCCUCCUCAAUAUAAACUCCACAGCUUCAGCCUCCUCAACUAUGACAAAGAAAGACUUGAGAGGAAGAUUGGAGAAUAUACGAAAAGCAGGCAGGAUCCACCGCCUGACCUAAUAAACCAGCAUAAGGAAGUUUGCCACCGAUUGCACUGGCAAAAGUCCUACCUGGAGAGAGGAUCCUCAGCAACACUAGCAGAGUAUGACAAUGUGUUGAGGAGGUUUGCUCAUGGUCUUGCUGAUUCAGUGAAAAAGUUUUCCAGUGAAGGCAACAGAGAAGCAGCUAAAGAUGCUCUGGGGAGACUUAAAAUGGUGGAAAAUGAAAUGGAAUCCCUCAGGAGAAGGCGCGGUGUCUAAGCAUGUUGGGAACUGAAGUCGUAAUGUAGACAGUUCCCACACAGCACAAGACGAGUCACACAAUGACACACGUUUCCUACAUACACUCCCUUUCUUGACUGGUCUUUCUUACACCCGCACGCACGCACGCACACACACACACUCUUCAACUUUCACCUGGUAGCCGUACACACACACUCCUCCUUUUGACUGCUCCUAUAAAUCUGCAGCGUCAUUGUCAGACACCUGGUCUUUUGAUUCACACACACACACACACACACACACACACACACACACACACACACACACACACACACACACUGGGAUUCUGGGUGUGUUCAGUAAACUCUUCAGCAGUGAACGUACAGUUCUGAUUUCAGCUGCCUGCAUCUACAGGGUCAUAUUCACGAUUCAUUAUUCAUUACAUUGUGGCGAGGGUAAACACUGAUCCCAGUCCAGGACUCUGAAGGGGUUGAUUCAUAUGACUCCAGUCUGGCCAUAAAUAAGCACCAUUGCUCUGGGAGUUUUUAAAUGAGCAGACAUUAGUGAUUAGUGCUGAACUGAGGUCAAUUUAUGCUUUGAUGUCAUACUGGAUGAGACUCUAUGACCAGUAGGGGGAUCUUAUCCCAGAUUAGUUUUGUGUUUUAUAUGUGAGUGCACAGGUUACGGCAGUGUUUGAGGCUGAAGUAAUGUAUGAAGUUUAAAUGGUUUGCACUUUUACCAUACACUACAGACCUGCAGAAGGAGUAUGACUGUUUCUGAUCACUGUAGAUCUCUUUUCUUUCUUAGUGUCUCUGUCACCCUGUGCACUGACAAUAUGAGCAUGUGUUUGCAUGCGCGCGAGUGUGUGUGUGUGUGUGUGUGUGUGUGUGUGUGUGUGUGUGUGUGUGUGUGUGUGUGUGUGUCAGUCACCCACAUUCUCUAAUACACAUGUAUUAACAGCAGAUUAAGGGUGUAAUCUGUCAUGGACGUAGUGUAGAACAGGAGUACUCCUGGGUCCCAGAGGGAGGCACUACAGCACAGCACCAUUCCUCCUAGAAGUGGUGGUUAACUCAGGACUUCAUCCAGUGUGCAGAAGGCCCGCCAUGCAGGGGUGGAGCCGGCCCCCACUGUUUUACGGGGUCACCGAGUGUGAUAAUUUGGGAUAGGAGCCAAGCCCUGUAGGCUGGUGGAUUUCCAGGUGCAGAGAUGAGUAACCCUGCCCUAAACUUAUUGAAAGCAGCGUGGGCAACUAUGUAGCCUUCAUAACACAAAGUCCCUUCAGCAAGGUAUUUAUGGAUUAGAGUCUGUGUUUUCUAGAACUAGUUACCGUGACAACCACCGAUUCUAAGAUUCUUCUGUCUUCUCUUUGUAAUGAGACAAUCACAAAACCACAGUCUCUGUCUGUCUGCCCCCACCUUCCACCUUACACUCACUCAUUUAGAAGAAGUGUCAGAAGCUUUGGGGUUUGUAACCUUUUUAUUCCCAUUUUUUUCUUCAUAAUGGUUAUGGCAAUCAGUACAAAUGUAUGUAUUAAUGUAUGUAAUGUAUUUUUGAAAGCAAACUUAAUAUUGUAUGCAUCUAGUGAUGGCUAAAUCUACGGAUGCUUAAUGUAGAAUGACACUGUCCAUUAUUUUGGAUAAAUGGCUUAACUACUCAUUAAAAUAUCACAGUUAUCGUUU